This is a messenger RNA of Auanema sp. JU1783, 981 nucleotides long. The record is from the annotation of a GenBank genome assembly. Lineage: Eukaryota; Metazoa; Nematoda; Chromadorea; Rhabditida; Rhabditidae.
AUGGCAUCCUCGAGAUCCUUCAAAAACAAAAUAAGAAGUAAAGGAGAUGCGAUCUCAUAUUUCAGCUCUCAUCAAAGAAUACGAGGAUGUGACAUGCAGGUAUCAAAAGUUCAUUCUUUAUCUUGGAAUUGCGAUGGAACUAAGCUAGCUUGCGGAUCUCACGAUAGAAGAGUUGCGGUUGCUGCCGUAGAUUCUGGUUGUAGGUUGAAGCUAGAUUUUGUAGCCUCUGGUCAUGAUGAUACUGUUGAUCAAGUCGCUUUCCAAUAUUCCUCACCGUAUGUCUUUGCAUCAGCAAGUUUGGACAGAUCCAUCUGUGUUUGGGAUAUGAGAGCUAAAAGUACACAGCGAAAACUGAGCACACGAGCUCCAAAUUUGUAUGUUACUUGGACUCCGAGCGGCAAGCAUUUCAUAUAUGGUGAUAAAGAUAAUAAAAUACACAUUGUGGAUGGACGCACAUCUUCUAUUAUCAAAAGUGUUGACAUCAAAGUGGAACUCAAUGAAAUAGUUUGUCACCCCAGUGGAGAAUACUUGUUCGUCGCUACCGGUGGAGGAAAAGUUGAGAUAUUUUCGCUACCUGAUUUGAAGCCGUUACGAAGCAUACAAGCUUUAUCAACUCAAUCAAGUUGUUUAUCUAUAGCAAUAACGUCAGAUGGAUCAAAGAUGGUUGUGGGUGGAAAUGACGCGCUAUGCACGUUGUGGAACUUGGAUGAAUUCAUCUGCGAAUCAACGAUUGCUAGGCUAGACUAUCCUGUCCGUACAGUAUCCGUAAAUGCUUUUGGAAAUCUUAUCGCUUGUGGUAGCGAAGAUCACUGCAUUGACAUAGGAUGGCUAGAUGACGGCGCUAAGGUAUCAGACAUUAGAGUGGAUGGAGAAGUUUUCUCAACUGCAUGGCAUCCGAAACAGCCAAUUCUUGCUUUCGCAUCAGUAUCUUCAGAAGCAAGAGAUCGUGAUUCCGUGCGCUUGUGGGGAUUUACCAGUUGA